CAGUUUGGUUUAUGAUUGGUUCAAACUCAUGAAACAACCUGUCUUCUUUUUUUAAAAAACAAAAACAAAACAGGAAAUAACAGCAGAAGACAAGUGAUGAGGAAAAUAACAAAAGACAGGAAUGACCAGUGACUUAGAAACUGACUGUCAGGCUUCAAAAUAGUUUUAGAUUGCUAGAUGGAUUCUCCUGGGCAAUCUAAGAAGGCUACACCUAACCGAGAGACCAAGCGAAGCCAACAUCAGUCAGCCAUCCCUCCGCAGAAAGACGCCUAUGCCAGACUCCUGAGCCAACACCACAGCAGCAAGUUCAGCUUGUAUCUGGAACAAUAUGCACAAGACUUGUCAUGUCAAAAGGAAGGAAACGCUCCGAACCCAGUUCUGAAAGCCCAGAGUGAAAGACUGAACAUACCACAGCGAAGGAAUGACCAUGUAGCUUAUGAAUUUUCAGAUUCAAGCGACUUUUCCCCGUCUUCACUUAAAAGUAGAGAAGAGAGUUCUCUGUCUUUAUAUAUGGAGAAAUUAAGCACUCGAGAUACUCCGCAGGAUGGUGAGAGGAAGCAGGGUUUGUCUGACAGACAACGACGGGGACAAAGAAGAGACACUGCUACCAGCCAUGAUGGAGACAUAGAAUCAGGCGAGGAGCUCAGCUGUUUAAAGCCUAAUGAGUCAAAGAAACAUCAAAAGCAGCAGAAGAAAAACAAGGAUCUAAACCGAGAUGUGGCCUCCAAAGAGACCAACUCCUUUGUUGGACAGUCCCCAAAGAAAGCCAGUACAAGUGGGCAGGAUCCUGAGAAGGUAAAGAAGUCAAAGAAAAAGAAUUUGCCAAAACACUUAGAAGAGGAGCAAGGAGGGACAUUAAUGCCUGAGACUGACAAACUGAUGUCAAGGCCCAAGUCCCCUCAUAGUAAAGGAAAGAAACCUCAACGACCUGGAGAUUCAAGCGCCAGUUCUUCUGCUGUCAAAUGUAAGAAGCCUACUAACAAAGGUGGCGGAUCAAAGGAACAAAAGUUUGAGUCCUACAUGGCGGCUGAAGAGGUUUCCUGUGGUCUUAAAAGAGGAGAACUCAUUCAGGGCCAAUUACGAAUCAACCCAAAGAAGUUUCAUGAAGCCUUUAUUCCAUCUCCUGAUGACACACGAGAUAUAUUUCUGGAUGGGGUUGUGGCUCGCAACAGAGCGCUUAAUGGAGACAUUGUGGUUGUGAAAGUGCUACCUCGGGAGCAGUGGAAGGUUGUGAGGUCAGAUACAGACUGUGAGGGAAAUAGUGAAUCAGAGGUCCAGAGAGAACAUAAGAAGACCGAGCACACGCCAAGGCCCGACGACCAGUGUAGUGAUCAGGAUGACCUCCAGAAAACUACCCUCACUGACACAGGGGGACUUUUAGAGAACCCCCCACCCCCACGAUCGAAUGGUGAAAUACUACAAAAGACUGCUAAGGUGGUGUACAUUGUCGAGAAAAAACACUCAAGAGCAGCAACAGGCUUCCUGAAGUUCCUGCCAGACAAGCCCUUUGCCAUGUUCUCCCCUGUGGACCACCGGCUUCCACGGAUCAACGUUCCCCUGACUGACUGUCCUGAAGAUUUCAGUUUUCGUGCAGGCGACUACACAAACACCUUGUUCAUCUGCCGCAUCACCAGCUGGGCAGCUGACAGCAACUUUGCUGAAGGUCGACUUGCUAAGACUUUGGGUCAAGCUGGAGAAAUCGAGCCAGAGACGGAGGGCAUCCUCACAGAGUAUGACGUUGAUUGUUCUGAGUUCUCCGAUGAGGUGUUAGACUGUUUACCCAAGGACCUGCCCUGGAACAUCCCCCAUGAGGAAAUGGAAAAGAGAAAAGACCUGAGGAAAGAGUGCAUCUUCACAAUUGAUCCUGCAACCGCUAGAGAUUUGGAUGAUGCCUUGUCUUGCAAACGUCUUCCUGAUGGAAACUUUGAGGUGGGAGUCCACAUUGCUGAUGUGAGUUAUUUUGUGGAGGAGGGGAACGCUCUGGAUGCUAUUGCCAGUCGAAGAGCCACUAGUGUUUACCUGGUUCAGAAAGUAAUACCCAUGCUGCCCAGGCUGCUGUGUGAGGAGCUGUGCAGUCUGAACCCUCUCACCGAUAGACUCACUUUCUCCGUCAUCUGGAAAAUUACCCCCGAGGGGAAGAUACUUAGCGAAUGGUUUGGCCGCUCAGUGAUCCGCUCCUGUGUAAAGCUAAGCUAUGACCAUGCUCAGAGCAUGAUUGAGGCCCCAGAGAAGAUGUUCUCUGUCGAGGAGCUGCCACCAGUGGAUCCUGUGCACCACAUCGAUGAGAUUCACCAAGCAGUACUCAAUCUGCAUUCGAUUGCCAAGAACCUUCGAUCUCAGCGCUUCUCAGGUGGCGCUCUCAGACUAGACCAGCUGAAAUUGUCCUUUACUCUGGACAAAGAGACCAUGAUGCCCCAGGGUUGCUACGUUUACCAGUACAGAGACAGUAACAAGUUGGUGGAGGAGUUUAUGUUGCUGGCGAACAUUGCCUCAGCCCACCACAUCUACCGCAGGUUCCCCGAGGUGGCUCUGCUCAGACGCCACCCUCCACCAAAAACAAAGAUGCUGGAUGAGGUGCAGGAGAUGUGUGACCAGCUGGGCAUCAACGUUGACUUGUCCUCCGCGGGAGCAUUACACAAAAGUCUCAAUACUUCUCUUGGUAAUGAUGAAUACUCAAGUGCAAGAAAGGAAGUCCUCACUCACAUGUGCUCCAGACCCAUGCAGAUGGCGCUGUACUUCUGUAGCGGCAUACUGAAGGACGAGCAUUUAUUCAAGCACUACGCCCUUAACGUCCCUCUUUACACACAUUUCACGUCACCCAUUAGACGAUAUGCAGACAUCAUAGUGCACCGGCUACUGGCUUCCUCACUGAAAUGUGGGCCUCAACUGGGACUGUCAACACAACAAGUCGAAAAACAAGCAUCACACUGUAAUGACAAGAAGAUGGUGUCCAAAAGGGUCCAGGAAUUCAGCUCUGACCUCUUCUUUGGAGUUUAUGUAAAGGAGUGUGGGCCACUGGACUCUGAGGCCAUGGUAAUGGGGGUUCUGGAUCAGUCCUUUGACGUACUGGUUCUCCGAUACGGAGUUCAGAAACGCAUCUACUGCAAGUCUGUUCCCGGCCUGGACUCCUUUCACCACCGUAAGGUGGGGAAGAAAUCAGAACUGACCCUCAUCUGGGCACCAGAGGACCCCGAGAAGCCCAGAGUAGAGCAGGUCAUAUCAGUCUUCACCUUAGUGGAAGUGCAGCUCAAAGCUGAUGGUGUGCCCACAAAAUGUACUGCAGUGCUCAAGAGGCCUGAUGACAAUGGAUCUUAAAUGCUCAAACUUGCCUUAUAGUAUACAUAAACACUUGUGAUGCAGUUUCAUUUUAAUUGACAGGUUUUAUUUAGUAGUUUAGAAGUAGUCACAAUGUGCACAGAUGCCACUGAUGGGGCCUAGAACCAGAAUUCAGUAGAAGUAGGUUUUUACUUUCUUUCAGCUGUCAUUUGGUUUCUUUUUAUUUCUAAAAAUAGAAAUAUAUAGAUAACGGCAUGUAUCCAUCAUUUCUACCCUCAGCUGAUGGGAGAAGUGUCUGAAGAUAUAGUUAUGUUGCAGUUUAUAGCAGUGUUAAAUUGUACUGCAUUAACAGAGAGACCAGAUGUGUUAUCAUUUACGCUAGUCUUACUUCAUUCAUAAUACAAGGCAUAGUUGAAAUAGAAAUGACUUGCAAAGAAACCGCAAACCACCAACUGAUGUCUUAUACUCCACGCUAAUGAGUUACUAAUGGGCAGCAAUGAUGGAGACAGCAAUGGUUUGAUGUUGCUGUGGAUCUGUUGACCUGAUGAGGUCAGUGUUGAAAUGAUAUAUUUAUAACACAGUGUGAUGUGUGUAAAUUAUUUUAAACUCUGUUGGGUUCAGAUCUUUUGAUGUACUGUAAGAUAGUGGAGAGAUUUGUGUUUACAAAGCAAAGGAACCUCACUACUAUGUUAUCUCUGACUGACUGGUUGUAGUAUAAAUUGUGGAGGACGUAGUGAAACUGCAUAGAUGUGGAAUAUCUGUAGCUUCAGUAGUAAAUUUAAUUUGAAUUUCCAAGGAAGUGGAUCAAGAGCCACUGUGUCAUCCACUGCAUUUUUAAAUGGUUCUUGUCUAUGUAAAAAGAAUACUUCAGGUCCUCGUUAUUGUUUUUAUUCUAAAAUAUGGGAAUAACUUGAACUUAAUUAUUGUUGGUGGCCUGGAGAGACUAAUUAAUUCGAUCCAUAUGAGCUUCCAACUACUGUUUUUAUGUGCUUGGUUUGUGCAGGGCUGACUCUUUAUGGACCACAUUACUUUUUGUGUAUUUUCAACCUGACAGCUGCACAUUUUUAGGUGAACGCAGGCUCCACCUUUGCUUUAACUGAGUCUCCAGUUCUGUCCUCUUGAAUGGUGUCAGUUUGAUUUCCUGCUGAUUUGCUGCUACUGUAUGUCUGCACUGCUUUGGUAGCUCUUUUGUUUUAAACCAGCCAGCUAUUGGGAAUUUAAAGAGGGGUUUUUGUGAAUCAGUUGGGAAGGACUGUCAAAUUUGAAAACAUUUAAAUGAAUUCCAAGUACGACCUGUGUGUAUCUUCAGUGGUGGAACAUUGUCAUCCUGCUCAAUGUGCAAAGUUUAUUGUUCUGUGUGAAACCAACAGAGAAAGCAAUAAAUAGCUCUUGUCAAAUAAACAUACACAAUAAAAUCCACAGGUCAGAAUUA
Messenger RNA from Betta splendens (Siamese fighting fish), 4708 nucleotides. It is a transcript of the gene dis3l2, whose product is annotated as DIS3 like 3'-5' exoribonuclease 2. NCBI's taxonomy places the organism in Eukaryota, Metazoa, Chordata, Actinopteri, Anabantiformes, Osphronemidae. The record is from RefSeq and is a predicted model, not a curated record. Gene Ontology annotation, cellular component: P-body; exosome (RNase complex). The transcript is spliced from 21 exons. Gene Ontology annotation, molecular function: 3'-5'-RNA exonuclease activity; RNA binding. Bases 178 to 3315 code for a protein of 1045 amino acids. Gene Ontology annotation, biological process: miRNA catabolic process.